Messenger RNA from Paramecium pentaurelia, 996 nucleotides. Lineage: Eukaryota; Ciliophora; Oligohymenophorea; Peniculida; Parameciidae. The record is from the annotation of a GenBank genome assembly.
AUGAGGUCAACAAAUGGUAUGAAUGAAAAAAAAUAAUAAAUGUAAAAUACAAAUCACAUUUAUAAAAGAGAAUUAAUUGAUUUACUCUUAGGAAAAUGUAUUUUAAAGAUAUUAUUUGAUUAUUUUGGCUAUAAACGGGAACUUAACUAGGAAGAUUUUAGAAAUUAAGAAAUCUUAACAAUAAUAGAAUAAAUCUAAUUUCUUUAAUGGUAAGGCUAAUAUGGGCCAAACUAUAAAUAAUAAGUUAAAUGGAUUGCAACUUGGAAAGGGGAAAUAAUUUAGGAAGUUGAUGGAUACAAUGAGAAUGAAUUAAAGUUAGGUUAAUUGAAACAACCAAGUAAGAAUUAUUGGAGGUAAUGUAUACAGAAUAGUCAAGCUCAAUUAUAUGAAAGUGGAGAAUACUAUCUUGAUUAAAUAUUGGGAGACGGAAUUAUAUCUAUGAUAACUAAAUUAUGGAUGUUUAUUAAUUAAUUUAUUAGUGGAGGUGAGUCAUAUGAUUAUGGAAGUGGCAAAAUUAAAAUUGGUUACUGGAUUAAUUCACAUGACCGAUUUUCGAAUUACAGACAAUUGGCUCAUAAUGGUAAAAAGUAGGUAGAUGGGAUAUUGAGUAUAGAUAUGACAACAUUCAUCCAUUCUCUAAAAUGUAAAAAAUAUUAAUUAAUUGGGGACAGCGGUAGAGGAUUAUACGAUGAUGGACUUAAGAUUGGCAAGUGGACUGAUUUGGAUGAAGGAAAAAUAAGUAACGUAUAAUUAUGUAUACAAAAAUGAGAUCAAAGUUGGUAGAUGGGAUAUUGAGUUUCGGUCAUACAGUAACAAUCCAUUCUCUAAAAUGUAGAAAAUGAUAUAUAGAACAGAAAUAGUUGUGGAUAAUAUGAUGACGGAAAUAAGAUGGGCAAUUGGAUUGAUUUGGAUGAAUAGUUUAAGUAUUUAAAAUUAGUAAUUCAUAAUGGUGAAUAUUCUAAUUGUAAAAAUUUUGGUGUAGUCAGAUUGGUAUGA